Symsagittifera roscoffensis is the source of this 1199-nucleotide messenger RNA. RefSeq lists its product as uncharacterized. The record is from RefSeq and is a predicted model, not a curated record. The transcript is spliced from 3 exons. NCBI's taxonomy places the organism in Eukaryota, Metazoa, Xenacoelomorpha, Acoela, Convolutidae. Bases 34 to 1032 code for a protein of 332 amino acids.
GAUAUGUCAAUUGAAUGAUAUUACAAAAACAAUAUGAGCUCUCUGUUUUCUGACUUCUGUCGCGUAAUUGGUAUCUCAAAUGCAUCUCGCUUACUGCAGCAGACUGAUUCGUAUUCUUUUCUGAACAAGUUCUAUAUUCCCGCUUUCUACCAGGCUAUUCCGUACAACAACAUCGAAGCUUUCAAUCCUGACUCGAGGUCGAAUUUCUACAAGGGAUGGAGUGGGUUUUGCAAUGGGUCAAACACUUUCGCCGAAAAAAAAGAUGACGUCAUCAAUUUGUUCAUGCAGAAAAGAGGCGGAGUUUGCUUCCACCGAUGUGCGUUUUCUUCUCUGGCGUUGAAAGACGAUGGCAUUGACAACUACUUGGGAGGCGCAAUUAUAAGAAAAGCUCCAGUUACUCCUCAUAGUUUGCUGUUUUUGUCCGGUUUGAAGGGGCCUGAUUCUCUGCACAUGAUGGAAUUGGGUAAUCGGAUUGCACCUGUGUUUAACUUGGUCGACAUGGACAUUGAUAAAGAGGGACAACUAGACGGCAGUCCAAUCACCGUAUCAAAAAUAGUUAAAACUGAUCAAAAUCAAGAACCAGAAAAACUGGAAUUCCAGCAACUCAGUCGCAAAAAACGGGAGCCAGAUGCACUCUUCAGAUACUAUUUUGACUUUGACACUCGAAGACAUGAAACACUUUCAGAAGACACAUCUGAAUUGCACAUAGACUGCUCAGAAUCAGAUAAAACUCCCUGCAAAGAUUUCGAUGAUAGGUUUCAGAAAGAAACAAUUGGUCGGAUUUGGAUGAUAGUCGGCAUGGAUCCCUCGGGAUGCUUUGUUGAGUACAUGAAUAAUGCUUACAGAAGGUACCAAAAAGACGGCCAACUGGCUACUCAAAAGUUCUUUAUGAACAAAAAAUCCAUGUUGGCGCAAACUCUGAAAGAUUUUCCUCAAUUUGAAGAAAGAUUAAUCUCGCGUUGCUUAGAUGCGGCUAUUACAUUAGACCGAACAAAGUCGCCAAAUUCUUCUAUGUGGCCGAAACUAUCAUAAAUUUGACAUAGUUUAGUUUCAAAGCGUUGCUCGAAGAAUAUUGAAGUUUUGAGAAAUUAAUCAGCAUAAACUGUAGUGAUCACCUUUAAAGAUUCUAUACUACAAAAUUCUAUACUACAGAUUCUAUACUACAAAGGUAUAUUGGUUGCUAAUGUUACUAAAUUGGU